ACGUAGUAAUUGAUAUGAUGAUGUUCUUAGUUGUGAUAAAGAUGUAUUGAAAAUACUAGCGUUAUGUAUAAUUUGUAAAACUAAAAUAUCGUUAAAAUUUUAAAUACUUUGGUGGAAAAAUAAUGGAGAAUUUAAAAUCAGAAGAAAAAACAUUCGAGGAAAAAAAAUACACCACUUGGAACAAUAGAACAUUGUUAGAGCGUUACCUUAUUUUUGUGUGUCUUGUCAUUUUUAUUGCCUUCCUCGUCAUGAUUGGCGUUUUAUUACAUUUUCAAAAUUUAUUCCAAAAACCAAAGAAAGAAGUUUGCUUAAGUAACGUAUGCAAAUUUUCAGCUGGUUCUAUUCUAACAAAUAUGGACUUCACCGUAGAUCCAUGUGACAACUUUUAUGAAUUUUCAUGCGGAUCUUAUUUGAAAUACGAAAAUAUUUUCGACGACGAUAUUCGUAGUUUCACAAACUUAAAGCAUUAUAUUAUGUAUUUAGAAAAAGAACAGUUGGAGAAACCAGAAAAUUUCAAUGAUCCAGCAUUCGUUAAAAAAGUAAAGAAAUAUUUUAAGUCCUGUUUAAAUAAACCUAGCGACGUGAAACAGAUUAUUCAUGAAAUUUUAAGUGCAGUUAACUUGAAUGGUUGGCCCCUUUCUGAUAAUGAUAAUUCAAAAUCAACAAUAGAGGAAGUUAUGGCACUAGCAUAUGCGUACCAAAAUCAUGGACACGUGUUUGGAUUACGUAAACGUCAAAACAGCUCUUCCAUAACUAUAAGUCGUGGAUCUGAUUUUGUUAAGUCAUCUGUGUUAUUGAAUACGACUGAAGAAAAGUGGAUUAAGUUAAAAAAGAAAUAUGUAAAUUUGAUAGACUACGUACUUUCUGAAUUAGAUUUGUCAACAGAAAAUAAGAACAAGCAUAUUGAUGAAAUAAUCGACUUUCAAACAUCUUUAGCAAAAAUUAUAGAUAAAGAUUAUAAUGAUAAUUCAACAAAUACAACUAUAUCAGAAUUACAUUCGAAGUGUUCACAGAUUGAUUGGAAAAAUAUGUUAAUGGUUUUAUUUGAAUAUCUUCAACAUCCGGAAGAAUAUAAUGAUCAAGUUACUAUAGAGGUAAACAGCAUGGACUUUCUGACUGAUUUAUGUGAACUUAUUGGAAACACUAAAAAUAAAAGAAUAAUUUAUAACUUCUAUGUAUGGAUUAUUAUUGUUCGUUAUUUGCCUCGCAUCGACAACAAUUUUAGAAAACUUGUAAUCGAUACGAAAGAAGCUUUAAAUAUGUAUGAGGAAUUUUUUGAAUCGGAUUUGGAUAUGCGUAAACUGAAAUGGAAAUCUUGCAUUCAAGAUAUGGAUCUCUAUACAAAAUUAGGAGCAAAUUUCGUAAUGAUAAAAUCCAUAACUCGAAAAGACAACCUUAAUGAGGUAGAUUAGUUUANGAAACAGAUACGUGAAACGAUGGAUGAAAUAUUUUCGGAAGAAGAUUGGUUCGACAGUUACAGCAAAAAUCUCACCAGAAUUAAAUUGAAGAAAAUUCAUCAGCACAUCGGAUAUCAAAAUAGUUCUGUUAAUGUGGAAUCUUUAAAUAAGUUGUUUGAUAAUAUCAAUAUUACGGAUAAUUACAUUCAAAAUAUAUUAGCUGUACAAAAACAAAUGAUUUCCGAUGAGAUGCUUGAUCCAAGUAAUUAUUUAUUUUUUUGGGAGGAAAUAAAAGUAAAUCCAAUGGAGGUUGGCGCAAGUUUAGAAUUCGAUGGAAAGAGAUCAGUAAUAGAAAUACCGUUAGCAUUGAUGUAUCCUCCUUUUUAUGCUUAUGGAUUACCUCAAUACCUUAAUUUUGGUGGUAUGGCCUUUGUAAUUGGUCACGAAUAUUCACAUGCAUUCGAUCAUUUGGAAUCGAAACGACGAUAUGGAUCAGAAGAGAAUACCGAAUCAGAAGAAGAUACGCAAAAUUCAACAGAGGCAAUUGAUGAAGAAGGAGACAACAUAGAUUUUCCUGAAGAAUUUUUGAUAGAAUACAAGAAAAAGAAAAAUUGUCUGCGAUUUCAAUACUCGGAAUUUCCAUUAGAAGGAAAUCUCACGAUUGAUGGAAAUCAAACAAUUUUCGAUAAUAUCGCAGACAACAGUGGAGUCACUGUUGCUUUCCGGGCUUACGAGAAAUAUCUUAAACGCCAUGGAGAAGAACCUCAUCUUCCUGGUCUCGACUUUACAAACAAACAAAUGUUUUUCAUUGGAUAUGCUCAGGUUUGGUGUGAGGCAAUCGAAUCCAUGAAACAAACUUUUGAAGAUGAUCUACAUAGCCCUGGAAAAUAUAGAGUCAUGGUCCCUCUAAUGAAUUCACCAGAGUUUGCUAAAGUUUUCAACUGUCCUUUGAAAAGUUACAUGAAUCCCGAGCAUAAAUGUCGAUUAUGGGGAUGAAUUGUAUUUACUGUACUGUACAUCCAACUUCAAAAAUCAGAUAUUUAUCAUUGGACAGUUGCACUGAAAUUCAUAUUAGAAUUUUGUUUAUACAGCUUUUUCGAUCAAACAAUUAAGAAAAAUAGUGAACAUUUUUUAUUUAAGACGAAAGCUAUUCAACAAAGUACGAUUGAGAACGGUAAGAAAAAAAUUAGCAAUCAGAUCUCAGGCAAUACGCUGAUGCACACCAUCUGACAAAUUUCAAUAUGAAAAUUACUAUUAUAAUAGUGAUUUAAAUGUCAUAACUAAAUUAAUAAUGUUGUCAAAUGUUAUGCAAAAUUCAAGAUAAAUGUAAUAAAAAUAAGUUUUUUUUAUCGUAUUCGUUUACUGUCGAAUUUAUUUUUGUUUAAAACAUUCUUGGCUAUAUGUCAGUACAUAUAGUCAAGAAUUUAUGACAUGUAUGUAAUGAGUAACAUUAAUUCUUUUGAAAUGCUAUAGUGCAAAAGGUUCAGAAGUAUCAAACAGACUGACAUACAUAAAAAUGAACAAAUUCUAGAGAAGUUUAAGGUUAAAAUAAUGUACAGUACAAUGCAAAGAAUCUCAAUAUGCAAAAGAUCUCAAAAUGGGCGCAUCUUACGAAGGUCUUAGGAAAAUUUAAUAAAGAUAGUGUUCCAGAGAAGUUCAAGGAAAACAGGAAAACAAGAAUACCCAUACUUCAAUGGAAGAUAAUAUUAGGGACUUGACCAACAGAACAUUGACAGAGACUGCUCACGACAGAAACAAGUGAAGAAUUGUCCAUCACCUGUAAACCCAUCGAUAGAGAAUGUCAUGUGAAUGAAUAAAUUAUUUUUAUAAGAAAUUCAUUUUUAUUUUUAACUUACUGAUUUUUUGUCAAACUUUAACAAUUUUAGAAUUACGACUAUGUAGCAGAUUCAAGACCAUUGAUUUUACGGAAUUUUCAUUCGAUUCUAUUAAACAUAAUGUAAAUAUGUAUAAUAAUAUUAAAGAAGUAUUUACUAAAAUUGAUACGAACAUAUCUUACUAAAGA
Messenger RNA from Centruroides sculpturatus (bark scorpion), 3420 nucleotides. Its product is annotated as endothelin-converting enzyme 1-like. Gene Ontology annotation, molecular function: metalloendopeptidase activity. The record is from RefSeq and is a predicted model, not a curated record. Gene Ontology annotation, cellular component: plasma membrane. Gene Ontology annotation, biological process: protein processing. The transcript has 21 exons. Lineage: Eukaryota; Metazoa; Arthropoda; Arachnida; Scorpiones; Buthidae.